CAUCCAACACAACCCCCUCCGGCCAUAAAAAACACAACCCCCUCCGAGGCUCCCGCUCUCCGCGAGCUCCGACCUCCUGCAUGUACGAGCUUCUCGGGACUCUCAUCCGAGUCGAGGAGCAGCGGCCGCCCUUCCCGUGCCGGCACGGACGCCUCUCCCGCCAGGAAUAUCUUUCUUAUCUAAAGUUAGUGCAUUGUGCUAAGUAAAAAUGGUUAUGGGGUUGAUAAAUGCUAACCCUGUAAUCCAUGAGAAAAAAGAGAGGCGUGUACGACAGGCACCGGAGACCACAGAUGAAAAUGCAGUAGAGCCUAUAGAUCAGCUAGAAAUAUUUGAUCACAUUAGAGAUAUAAAGGAUCCAGAGCACCCAUACUCAUUGGAACAGCUGAAUGUGGUAUCUGAAGACUCAGUUGAACUGAAUGAUGAAAGAAAUUAUGUCAGGGUUACCUUCACCCCCACAGUGGAGCACUGCAGUAUGGCAACUGUUAUUGGCCUCUGCAUACGCGUCAAACUCAUUCGGAGUCUCCCUCCUCGUUACAAGGUGGACAUAAGGGUAGCCCCUGGAUCACACUCCACAGAAGCUGCUGUGAAUAAGCAACUGAACGACAAGGAACGUGUUGCGGCUGCACUGGAAAACCCAAACCUACUGGACAUGGUCGAAGAGUGCUUGUCGCCAACAUUUGACUGAGGCCUCAACAUAUCUCAGCACCACGCCAUUGAUGUUCCGAACUCACGCAAGCUUGUUGGCCCCCUAUGGAGUUCACUCCUGUCUUUUGAGAAUUGGGAUGCCUUGGCUGUUGCAGGAGGUGUACAUGAAUUUUGGUUAUCCACUCCUUUAAUUUAUUGUGUUAUUACCUUUUUUUCCCUGGACGGCUUUGGUGCUUGUGAUCUUCCUGAGCGAAGGGAAACGAUGUAAUCAGGUCUUGUGCUGUAGCUUUCAGAGUGUUGUCGAUGCCACCGCGUUUUGUGGCUGUAUAGUGUAUACCCACACAAUCAACUCAACCUAGUAGGAGAAUACGGGAAUCCUCAAAUAUCAAGUUGUUUCUCUUUCUUUAUA
Messenger RNA from Panicum virgatum (switchgrass), 1054 nucleotides. Its product is annotated as protein AE7-like. The coding region runs from base 209 to 685 and encodes 158 amino acids. The record is from RefSeq and is a predicted model, not a curated record. NCBI's taxonomy places the organism in Eukaryota, Viridiplantae, Streptophyta, Magnoliopsida, Poales, Poaceae. Gene Ontology annotation, biological process: iron-sulfur cluster assembly. The transcript is spliced from 6 exons.